UGGAUGCGCUUUUUACGCAGCGCACUUUCUCCAAGAUAAUCCACAUUUCCCCCUAUUGGAAGACGCAUUGAAGGUCUGCUUCCCCCUCAGAACAGCUGUGUUUACAUGAUCCAAGUUUGCCAUUCGCACUUUUGGAACAUUUCCUUCGAGGGACGGGCCGCCGUAGCACCUCCUCGGACGCAUCAUUCAGAAACAGAAACACGUCAAGAGCGCCACUGACUUACUGGGAGCUCUGAUGUGCGGAGGGUGAAGCGCUUUCGACCUGAACAUAGCAGGACAGGAACCAAACGAAGGCUGAGGACGCACAAAUAUGCGCGUAAAUGGAGAGCGGUGUCGAGGAGUCCUUUGCGCUUCUCUCAGGAUAGCACAGUCGUGAUGUUCAGUACCUCCAGAACUGAGCCGAUUUCAAUGGCACUGUGCUGUUGCUCUACAACAUCCUCGUCAAAAGCCCCACAACCAUGUGGAACAAGUCGUGCGGGGAACAGCUGCUGGAUUUCGGGCGCCCGGAGAAGAUUAUCAUCGGAGUGAUGCUGGCGAUCAUCACGGCAGUCACCGUGAUGGGGAACACGCUGGUGGUGAUCGCUGUGUGCGUGGUGAAGAAGCUGAGACAGCCUUCAAACUACCUGCUGGUGUCCUUAGCGGUGGCAGACCUGUCAGUUGCCAUAGUUGUGAUGCCGUUUGUCAUCGUGACAGACCUCACCGGGGGCAAGUGGCUGUUUGGGGAGGUGUUCUGCAACAUCUUCAUCGGCAUGGAUGUAAUGUGCUGCACUGCUUCUAUCAUGACCCUGUGUGUGAUCAGCGUGGAUCGGUAUCUGGGGAUCACGCGGCCUCUCACCUACCCUGCACGGCAGAAUGGUCAGCUGAUGGCCAAAAUGAUCCUGGGAGUGUGGCUGGUGUCAGCAUCCAUCACCCUGCCACCUUUCUGCGGUUGGGCCAAAAACGUUCACACGGCUGGCGUGUGCCUCAUUAGCCAAGACUUUGGAUAUACCAUCUACUCUACUGCUGUAGCCUUCUACAUCCCUAUGCUGGUGAUGCUCGUCAUGUACUACAAGAUUUUUCGGGCCGCUCGAAAGAGCGGCGCCAAGCACCGAUUCACUGACCUGUCACGCCGCGAGCGACUCGAAACAGUGGCCAAUGAGGCAUUGAGGAUGCAGGGCCUGAAGCCGCCCGGCGUGGCGGAGGAAUGUGCCACUUUGUCUCGCCUGCUGAACCGCGAGCGCAAGAACAUCUCCAUCUUCAAGCGGGAGCAGAAAGCCGCCACGACUCUUGGAGUGAUCGUAGGAGUGUUCGCCGUGUGCUGGCUGCCUUUCUUCAUUCUGUCCACUGCCAGGCCUUUUAUUUGUGGAGUGGAGUGUAGCUGCGUGCCCAUCUGGCUGGAGCGUACUCUGCUUUGGUUGGGAUACGCCAACUCUCUGAUGAACCCAUUCAUUUACGCCUUCUUCAAUCGAGACCUGCGCUCCACCUACCGUGACCUCCUCCGCUGCCGCUAUCGCAACAUUAACCGCCGCCUCUCAGCGGUGGGGGUGCAUGAAGCUCUUAAGGUGUGACCUCCAGCAUAUUUGGGUUAAUAGGAUACACUCUGUGCCUAUGAGGCACCUUGUACACCACAAGCAUGUAGAUAGGACCGUCUGACGGAGACGGUGCUGGUGGCUCCGUAGCCCCUCUACAAAGGCACCGAGAUAGCUCGAUUAUUUUUGCUUUGUCUGUGACUCACCCCCGCUAUUUUGGGAAAGAAAAUCAUAGAGCAUUCUUGAUAGCCAUUCAAGCCGACAACGCUUUUUGUGAAUAUGUCACAAUUACAUCCCCGGCUCUGGAUUUACUGUGUGAUAAUGCAGCUACAAAAUGAGACGACACGAGGAAUCGUCUGAGGGCUUUCAGACACAAAUCGAUGGAAACGGAUUGGUGUAUAUUAGCAAAAUUGAUGUUUUCUGAGGAAAACCGUUUGUUUUGUGAAACCACGUAUCUUGAGAGUCUUUAUUCUAAAAAAGAAUUCUACAGCAGAAAGGAUAAAACCUUGAUGUAUUUUACGCUAAUUUAAUCAUCUGCCAUUAUCUUAUCAUUGGUCCACGCUCUAGAAAAUCGAUUGGACCGCCUUAAAUGUUUAAUUAAUCUUAAAGUCAUUGGUAACCGUAGGAAGGAGUGGUGAUAAAAUGCAACAUUCCUAUAAAUGUGUGUGCUCACAGAAGAGAGGAAUGAUGGUUCCCCAAAUGUUUGUCUGACAUGCCACUGCUCACAUGAAUCAAGAGAGAAGUUGAAGAGUAAACAGCAGUUCUGGUAUUGAACUAAUUGUGGAUUAGUAAUAUUUCUACCUUUCUGCAUUUCCUUUUUGCCAGUUUCAUUUGGAAAACGAUGACUUCUUUUUUUUUUCUCCAACGAUUGUCAGCCUCUCUUUCUCAGUUUUGGAUCAGGAUGCGGUCACUUCCCUUCCGAUGACACGCCCGUUUGAACAAGUGACCCCCAACAACGUCAUCAGUUCAGCAGCCUGUACUUUUUCUACCUCGAUUUUUUGACAGCACUGUCCUCUUUAAAGAUGUGCAUACUGCUGUAAUGUUUUUAGACUGACCGUUCUUUUUUUAAUGGUGUGAGCUGAUUUGUCGCCAUCUCUGCGUGAAUGCUCUGUGUGACUGCCUCGUUUGUACCCUGAGAAAACAAUCAGAGGAAGUGGCAUUUCAUCACUUUGUAAAUAAAGAAGCACUUAAACGUCA
Molecule: messenger RNA, 2705 nt
Organism: Oryzias melastigma (Indian medaka)
Lineage: Eukaryota; Metazoa; Chordata; Actinopteri; Beloniformes; Adrianichthyidae
Gene: htr7c
Product: 5-hydroxytryptamine (serotonin) receptor 7c
Exons: 2
Coding region: 459-1547 (362 amino acids)
Biological process (GO): chemical synaptic transmission; G protein-coupled receptor signaling pathway, coupled to cyclic nucleotide second messenger; circadian rhythm
Cellular component (GO): plasma membrane; dendrite
Molecular function (GO): neurotransmitter receptor activity; G protein-coupled serotonin receptor activity
Source: RefSeq, a predicted model, not a curated record